Aethalodelphis obliquidens (Pacific white-sided dolphin) is the source of this 1003-nucleotide messenger RNA. It is a transcript of the gene TSPO2, whose product is annotated as translocator protein 2. The transcript is spliced from 4 exons. The record is from RefSeq and is a predicted model, not a curated record. Lineage: Eukaryota; Metazoa; Chordata; Mammalia; Artiodactyla; Delphinidae. The coding region runs from base 418 to 933 and encodes 171 amino acids. Gene Ontology annotation, cellular component: mitochondrial outer membrane.
AGCCCCAGUUCCGGGGAAAUCUGAGGGUCCCCACCACCGCCACGGACACAAAGCUGGUUCAUGGGAUGCAGUGACUACAGGCAUGAGUAGCCUGGCAGCCUGGGGCUCAGCCGUCGCAAGAGGUCCGGGUCUCACAGCACCAACACCUCAACAGUUCUAUCAAGGGGACUUCUCCAGAGGCCGGGUCUAGCAGACCAGGGCCUGCCCUGCUGAGACGAACGCUUCCGGGCCAUGCAGGCAGCAGCCUGGACUCCCCAGCCAGUGUCACCACCCUUGUCACUGGAGAAGGGCAGGCCAGCUAGGAGCCCCCCUCCACCCUCCUCCCAUCCCCAAGCCUCCUCUGCCCUCCACACAUCUUACAUCCCCGGCACUCCGUCUGCGAGGUAUGCUGCCUGAGGCUGUACCUCCUCAAGGAGAAUGUGGCCUCAAGGGGCCGCCUUUGUGGCCCUGCCCCUCCUGGGGCCCACCCUGGUCUGGCUGCUCACCCAUCAUUGGAUGUCUGGCUGGUGUGACAGCCUGAGAAAGCUGCCCUGGUGCCCAUCCCACAGAGUCUUGUUGCUGGUGUGGACAGCCAUCUACUCUAUCACGGGAUAUGCCUCCUACCUUGUGUGGAAGGACCUGGGAGGGGGCUUUGGGCGACCCCUGGCCCUGCCCCUCGGCCUCUAUGCUGUGCAGCUCGCCAUCAGCUGGACUGUCCUGAUUCUCUUGUUCACAGCCCACACCCCCGGUCUGGCCCUGCUGCACCUGCUGCUGCUGUUCGGGCUGGUGGUGAGCACGGCACUGAUCUGGCACCCCAUCAACAAGCUGGCUUCCCUGCUCCUGCUGCCCUACCUGGCCUGGCUCACCAUGGUUUCUUCCAUCACCUAUCGCCUGUGGAGGGACAGCCUUUGUCCAGAACACCAGCCCCAGCCCACAUGGGAGAAGAGUGACUGAGGCAGGGGGCAGGGGAGAGGGAGAGGGACAGGGUGGGGAUAGAGGAGACCUCAGGCAGGGCUGUGGAGCU